This is a messenger RNA of Coturnix japonica (Japanese quail), 460 nucleotides long. Its product is annotated as histone H2A. Gene Ontology annotation, cellular component: nucleosome. Gene Ontology annotation, molecular function: structural constituent of chromatin; DNA binding; protein heterodimerization activity. The record is from RefSeq and is a predicted model, not a curated record. NCBI's taxonomy places the organism in Eukaryota, Metazoa, Chordata, Aves, Galliformes, Phasianidae.
GAGAGUGAUACUUUGGCUGUGAUUUUUAGAAGCCAUGUCGGGCCGCGGCAAGCAGGGCGGGAAGGCGCGCGCCAAGGCCAAGUCGCGCUCGUCGCGGGCCGGGCUGCAGUUCCCCGUGGGCCGCGUGCACCGGCUGCUGCGCAAGGGCAACUACGCGGAGCGGGUGGGCGCCGGCGCCCCGGUGUACCUGGCGGCCGUGCUGGAGUACCUGACGGCCGAGAUCCUGGAGCUGGCGGGCAACGCGGCCCGCGACAACAAGAAGACGCGCAUCAUCCCGCGCCACCUGCAGCUGGCCAUCCGCAACGACGAGGAGCUCAACAAGCUGCUGGGCAAGGUCACCAUCGCGCAGGGCGGGGUGCUGCCCAACAUCCAGGCUGUGCUGCUGCCCAAGAAGACCGACAGCCACAAGGCCAAGGCCAAGUGAAAGCUGAGGAGUGAUCCCAUCUCCAAGGAACCCAAA